Molecule: messenger RNA, 1029 nt
Organism: Gastrolobium bilobum
Lineage: Eukaryota; Viridiplantae; Streptophyta; Magnoliopsida; Fabales; Fabaceae
Product: short-chain dehydrogenase TIC 32 B, chloroplastic-like
Exons: 8
Coding region: 19-1011 (330 amino acids)
Source: RefSeq, a predicted model, not a curated record
UCAAAAGCAGGCAUACCCAUGAAGGCAACACUAAGAUACUUAGCAGGAAUUGCAGGCCCCAGUGGUUUUGGCUCAAAUUCAACAGCUGAGCAAGUUACUCAACAUUGUUCUUCUUCCCUUCCUUCCGAUCUAACCGCUCUGAUCACUGGGGCGAGUUCUGGUAUUGGAGCUGAAACAGCUAGAGUGUUAGCAAAGAGAGGAGUGAGAGUUGUGAUUGCUGCGAGGGACUUGAAGAAAGCCGGGGAAGUGAGAGAGAAUAUACAAAAGGAGAGUCCAAACGCUGAAGUUAUUCUGUUGGAAAUUGAUCUAAGCUCUUUUGGUUCUAUACAGAGAUUUUGCUCUGAGUUUUUAGCCUUAGAACUCCCCCUUAAUAUUCUCAUAAACAAUGCUGGGAUAUUUUCUCCAAACUUGGAGUUCUCUGAAGAAAAAAUUGAGAUGACAUUUGCUACAAAUUACUUGGGUCAUUUUCUGUUAACAGAAAUUUUAUUAGAGAAAAUGAUAGAAACGGCAGAGAAGACAGGUUAUCAAGGAAGAAUAAUAAACGUAUCUUCUGUCAUCCAUAGCUGGGUGAAGAGAGAUGGUUUUUGUUUCAACGACAUACUCAGUGGAAAAAAAUAUAAUGGCACGCGCGCUUAUGCUCAGUCAAAAUUAGCCAAUAUUUUGCAUGCCAAGGAAAUAGCUAGACGACUCCAGGCAAGGAAUGCCAGAGUCACUAUCAAUGCAGUACAUCCAGGCAUUGUAAAAACAGGAAUUAUUAGAGCUCAUAAGGGCUUAUUAACGGAUUCCCUAUUCUUCAUCGCAUCAAAGUUACUCAAAUCGACGUCACAGGGUGCAUCAACUACGUGUUAUGUUGCUCUGAGCCCAGAAACAGAAGGGAUAAAUGGGAAAUACUUUACAGAUUGUAAUGAGAGUAACUGCUCCAGCCUAGCGAAGGACGAAUCGGAAGCACAAAAGCUAUGGAAUAACACCCAUGCCUUGCUUCACAAACGACUACGUCAAGCAACAAUUUGAAGUAUUUCUUCCCCUUUU